Cokeromyces recurvatus is the source of this 1038-nucleotide messenger RNA. Its product is annotated as periplasmic binding protein-like I. Bases 1 to 1038 code for a protein of 345 amino acids. Gene Ontology annotation, cellular component: G protein-coupled receptor heterodimeric complex; membrane. NCBI's taxonomy places the organism in Eukaryota, Fungi, Mucoromycota, Mucoromycetes, Mucorales, Mucoraceae. The transcript is spliced from 4 exons. The record is from RefSeq and is a predicted model, not a curated record. Gene Ontology annotation, molecular function: G protein-coupled GABA receptor activity. Gene Ontology annotation, biological process: G protein-coupled receptor signaling pathway.
AUGUCAGUCACAAAUGCAGUUUAUGCAUCAGUUACUCUAUUACAACAAGGCGUCAUCGGUGUCAUCGGUGAUAUCUCUAAUUCUUGGACGAGUCUAAGUGCCCUUAUGACUUCGACUUUAGAGAUACCUCAAUGUUCAUUCACUACUAAUGCUAUUGCAUUUUCUGAUAAAACUCAAUAUAAAUAUUUUUUCAGGACCAUACCAACUCAAGUUUUGGUUGCAGAUGUAAUGCUUUCUUUUGCAUUGAAACAAGGAUGGAAUAAGCUGGGAAUUUUGUAUACAGAUGAUCCUCUUGGUCAACAGUUUUAUCAAAGGGCUUUGUUACAAGCUGCAGAUAUGGAUCUUCAUAUAUUGCAAUUCCAAUCCAUUGAAACCUCUAAUAACCCGGAUAAUAUUAUGAAUGCUUUAAAAAAUAUAUCGAAUAGUGGUGCACGUAUCAUCAUGAUAGCAGCAACAGUGAAACCACAAGUACAAAUUAUGAUUCAAGCUCGUAAUAUGGGCCUUGUGAAUAGAGAUUAUGUUUGGCUUAUGUUAGGAGAUACAUCAGAACAAUUAGAAGCUGCAGUCAUUCAUUAUAAUAAAAAUCAUACUGAUAAUACAAUUAAUUAUGACUUGGAUUAUCAAGGUCUAUUUAUGUUCGAUUAUUGGUUAUCUUUGGAUGGAUAUGACCCCUUUGAGAACUUUAUGAAUAAAUGGCUUACAUUAGAUCCCAAUGCAUUAGCAUACUCAUGCAUGAUGAUCAUGGCUGAAGGUUUUGGGAAAAUUGUUAAUAAUAGUAAAAAUCAAACAGAAGAACUGCAAAGGUUAGCUUUAGGUGAAUUAGGUGAUGAAAUGUUACCAACUGCGUUUAAUAUUGGAUAUGUUGGGCCACAAGGACCAAUGUUAUAUGAUUCAAAUGGUGAUUUAACUACUGGGUAUGUAUUUAUAAUUUCGACUUUUAUAUAUUUAUAUUAUAUAUGUAUAUAUAUAUAUAUUUUUUUAACUUCUACUCUUACUCUCCUCCCCCCCUCCCCUUUUUUUUUUGACAUUUACCAGUAA